Molecule: messenger RNA, 1422 nt
Organism: Fusarium keratoplasticum
Lineage: Eukaryota; Fungi; Ascomycota; Sordariomycetes; Hypocreales; Nectriaceae
Exons: 2
Coding region: 1-1422 (473 amino acids)
Source: RefSeq, a predicted model, not a curated record
AUGUCAGAUAAGCCUCUUCCCGCCAAGCGGCGGGGCCGUCCCUCUUCCAACACCCAAGAAGUCGAUGAAGCAACUCUCAAGGCCCGUCGCGAGCGCAACCGUGAAGCUCAAAACAUCUUUCGCAGGCGUAGACAAGCCGCAGAGGCUGCGCAGGCAAAGCGCGUGCGUCGCCUAGAAGAGGUGGUGGAGGAGAUGAGCUCCAUAUUCAUGGCUUUUUUCGACGAGGUGCUCGAGACCGAGGCCGUGCUAAAGAGUCAGCCCGUCCUUGUCGGGAGUCUGAGGAGGUCCAUGGCUAGGAUCUUGAAGUUGGCGCAUGAGGUCGUUGGGCCGGAUGAAGGGUGUGAGGGCGUCAUGAUGAGUGCGCUGCCGACGAGGGAGAAGAGCGAUGAGGACGAGGACGAGGACGAGGCGAUGGAAGUGGAGGGGAACAGGGAGGAGGAACCGACGAGGUCGACUUCGGAAACUUUGAGCACGUCUCCUGAUUCCAACGACGACACCACGACGACUUCGGAUUCAUCGCAGUCUUCAGCUCUAACCGUUCCCCCCAAAACACCACAACCAAGCUUCAUGCUCCAAGACCACCCCUUUCUCAAACCCUCCCCUCCUCCGCAGCCCUUUGGCUUCACACCAUCCACGCCCAUACCCAUACCCCCUCAAAUCUUUGCCAACGGCUGGAUAGGAAAUACACCCGCAACACCAAUGCGCAGGAUCGACUUUGUCCCCUCACCGUCUUCCCCUCUAUCUCAAGAUUCCUUCACUUACCGCCUCGCCAGGGCUGCACUCACAGUCGCAUACCUCUUCCUCAGCAAUGACCCGCACAUCCGCUCCAUCACAGCCCCCGAAGCUCGUCUCUUCAGCAACCCCCUCCGCGGCAAGGCAAGAGACGAGAUGCUAACCCGCCUCCGCUGGCUCCUCGGUCCCGGUCGCCCCGAGAUGUACCGAGUCGUCGACCUCCCCUACGGCCGCUACGGUCCCCACGUCUACUCGCGCGCAGAGCUCAACCCCCAGACUGUAGAGGACGUCGGCUGGCCCUGGCCUUCAAAGCCCGCAGGUUCACAACUCUCCGGCCUAAGCAGAUUCUUCAGCAUCAUUGGCGUCGAAAAGCAGCUCCUCGCCCUGGGCGCAAGGGUAAUCGACCACGAGACCUUGGAACUCAACCUGACCAGUCCGCCAUUCGCCCAUUGCCUCACGGAUCCCGGCGCGGAGCAACCCGCGAGCUGGAGCUUCGUCAACUGCUUCCCCUUCCCAGCCCAGCAGCAGCAAACCAAGUCCAAGUCAAAGUCCGACAUGGCCAUAGUGAGGCUUAGCGCCGGAAAGCUCGUGUCAAGUCUGGCGCUAAGGGCCGUGUGCCUCAUGCGAGGGCCGGGGUUUCCGAGGGACGAGAUUGGGAGUGCUAUCGAGGAAGCCAUCAUCACGACAUGA